Ilex paraguariensis (yerba mate) is the source of this 1151-nucleotide messenger RNA. NCBI's taxonomy places the organism in Eukaryota, Viridiplantae, Streptophyta, Magnoliopsida, Aquifoliales, Aquifoliaceae. The record is from the annotation of a GenBank genome assembly.
UUCCCUUUAAUUUGCCCAAUUUCCCAACGGCGUUACGUUAGGAACCCCACACGAAUAUAACCUCCCUUGGUUUAUAUCUUAUCGUUGAGACCCCCAUAAAGAGCCCAGAAAGCCACUACUCUCCCUUCUUAUUCCUCUCUCUCUCUCUCUCUCUCUCUCUCUCUCUCUUCCCCAUUCCAAAAAACUUUGAGACAAAACCAAGAAUCUUAACUCAAAACCUCCCACAAAACCACCAUGAGUUACUACAACCAGCAGCAACCCCCCGUUGGUGUCCCUCCUCCCCAAGGUUAUCCGGCGCCGGACGCGUACCCAAAGGACGCAUAUCCUCCACCAGGGUACGCACCACAAGGGUACCCACCACAAGGGUACCCCCCACAAGGAUACCCUCAACAGGGCUACCCUCCCCAAUACGCCCCUCAGUACGCAGCGCCGCCCCGUCAACAACAGCAAUCUAGCAGCACUGGUCUCAUGGAAGGCUGUUUGGCUGCUCUGUGCUGUUGCUGCCUCUUGGAUGUAUGCUUCUGAUGAGAGGGCUCUGCAGAGGAAUUUGUCUGACCAAGCAGCAUAUAAUAUUUGAAUCCCUAGGGUUUCUUUAUAUGUGGAUUGUUGGUUGCUAGUUUAUAUUCUGCAUUUUGUCUUGUGUAUUGUCAAUAAUAUUGAUAUCGACUUGGAAAUGUUCCAUCUUUUGCUUCUGGACUUAUGCUUUCAAUUAAAUUUAUGUUUCCCUUCGAAUUUUAUGUAAGUAAGUUGUGGCGGAUUCUUAUUUUCUGUGUGGACAUACUUUGUACAACUAUAAGCGCAUAUAGUGUCUGAAUGGUUGUGGAAUUCUCAAUGAUUCCCUGGGUUUGGUUAGCACUUAUGUCCAUGAAAGAGUGGAGAGUGCUUUCUUUUUUGUGACCCUGUCAUGCAUUGAAGUGAGACUUGGAUUCAAGUGGGUCUUAUUGUAAAUACAGCAAUGUUGCAUGGAUGUAAAAUGUUGACUUAAUUUGUUGGGUAAGUACAGUGGUGAUUCGGCAAGAACAGAAGCAGAAAAAAAUUUGUUCUAUAGAGGGAAUGUGUGAAGAAGCUUGAAUCAUGGAAUAUAUAAUAGUGGAUGAUUCUUUUUGUUGGACUGCUGCAUUAAUGGACUGUACUAUUGGCUUAAAGCAAUG